AACUCUCUUCAACACAGCUCUGAAGAUUUGGGUUUUCCCACCUGCAAUGACUAGUUGCAAAAAACUUGAAGUUGAAUUGGAAGAUCCAACUCCACAGAAAUGGUGUGUUCCAUUGAAGGAAGAUACUUUUGCAAGUUUCAUGGCUAAAGGCAGUACAACAGUGCAUAAGAUUUUCGGUGAUGGGUCCCUGUUCAGUCCCUUGCUAUUUGGGAAAUUCUUUGAUCCUUCUGAUGCUUUUCCACUAUGGGAAUUUGAGUCUGAUGCAUUGUUAUCUAAGCUUCGGAGCUCCAGCCAGAGCACAGUCGAUUGGUUCCAAACUGAUGCAGAUUAUGUUUUGAAAGCAGAAGUGACAGGAUUAGGGAAAGAUAGUGCUCAAGUGUGUGUUGAAAAUGGGAAGUUAGUAGAGAUUAGUGGGCAGUGGAGGGAGCAACGAAACUCUAAGACAAAGGACUGGAGAAGCGGCCAUUGGUGGGAACAAGGGUAUGUUCGGAGGCUAGAAUUGCCUGAAAAUGCAGAUUGGAGGAAAAUAGAGGCACAUGUGAAUAAUGACAUACUUUUAGAGAUUAGAAUUCCAAAGAACACUUUGGACUGUGAUACUGCUCGAGGAAAUGAUGGGGCAAUCAAAGACUCUGAAUCUUCUUUAGACUAAGCCACAGAUCAUAAGGACAAAUUCAUGUUAACAUUACAAAAUCCCCAUGUGAUACCAAUACAUAAACAUAGAUUGCACGAGGAUAUGCUUUCAAGAGUCCUUUUGCAAUCGGGAUCUGAACAUUGGGAUGCAUCAAAUAGAUGAGAAAAAAAAGUGUGUUCAAAUUGUUUCUGUUGAACACAUAGUGAAUCAACUCUAUUUUCUAAAUGUUGUUGCCAGAAAGUGACUAGAAGGGAUAAACUACAUCUUCACCAGAAUUCAUUCCUUAAAC
Molecule: messenger RNA, 920 nt
Organism: Ilex paraguariensis (yerba mate)
Lineage: Eukaryota; Viridiplantae; Streptophyta; Magnoliopsida; Aquifoliales; Aquifoliaceae
Source: the annotation of a GenBank genome assembly